AUGGUCUCUCAUCUCAAAGUUAUUCUUCCUCUCCUCUUUAUUCACUGCAUUCACACAAUUCUACCCACCUCGGGUCAGGCCACUUCGGCCCACAUGGUCACCAUGGUAGUGAACGAGGACGCAAGCGUCAGCCAAUUGAUCGACGUGUUACCGGUCCUUGAGGAUCCAGAAGUGGGUAGGGGCCACGGGUCAGGCGUCACCUACGAGUUACAGGACAACACGUUUUUCGACUUUGAGUCACCCGAUUCACGCCGACUCAUUGUUCGUCGUCCGCUGGACCGCGACUCGGACCGUCACCUGUGCACCGACUCUGGCUGGCCGGAGACCUGCGCCUGGACAGGACUUGUGUUCGCCAGCAACGGUGGACUGAUACGCCUACGCGUGGUCGUCAACGACGUCAAUGACAACACGCCCAGUUGGCCCAGCCUAGCUGCCGGUACCGGCAGCCUUGGCUCAGCUGUUGGCUUUUCCGGCCGACCAACCAAGGCGUUGGAGGUCUCGAUUCCAGAGAACAGCCCCCCGAUGACCAGCACUGAUCUACCGUUGGCCAGCGAUCCGGAUUUGGGCAACAAUUCUGUGGUUCUCUACGAGCUGGUACCCCUUAUCCGCAGCUCAGAUAGGUCGGUUCAUGCACCCAGCAGAAGGGAAGAGAAGACCGUGCACGAUGAAGAUGGCGAGAAAGCAACACCAGAAGGCCUGUUCAGCAUCUUGACCAUCCCCGGCCCCAAUGGCGUGGUACCGCGGCUGGUGGUUCAUGGCCAGCUGGAUCGCGAGACGAGGGCGCUCUACAAACUUCGUCUGGCUGCCAUCGAUGGCGGCGGUAAACGUGGCUUUGUGGAUCUGUUGAUACAUGUGACGGACGAGAAUGACAAUGCGCCCGUCUUUCUUCAUUUAGCCAACACAACCGAUUCUCCGCUUGGCCGUUUGGGUGGAGACGAGUUUGUGAUCAGCGUCGACGAAGACAUUCCUGUACAGAGCCGGUUGCCGCGCUAUCCGAUGGCAGUGGAUCGUGACGCCGGUGACUUCGGCCGAGUGCGCUACAAGUUCUCUCUUUCCACACCGGAUGUAGUGCGUCGUGAUCUGACCAUUGAGCCCACCAGCGGGGCUCUGCUAGUCCGUUCUCCUCUCGACUUUGACGCCGGUGGACCGACCCACUACAGCUUCAUGGUGGUUGCUGAAGAUGGUGGGACGCCGCCGUUGUCGGCUACUGCCCGAGUGGUCGUCAAUGUGCUGGACAAAAACGACAAUCCGCCCCAGAUCAAGAUAACACCGGCCAUGCAGCUCACUGCGUCUUCGAGUGCCUCCGGGUCCGAAGACUCGAACUCGGAGACUGCAGCCCCCCAAAUUGGGGCUGCGGGUGAUGCCGGCGGACAAAGCACAGUUGCUACACACGCCAAGAAGCGUCGGCUGGAGCUGCGUGAAGGCCUGUCACCGGGACAGUUGAUUGCCACAGUGACUGUGUCUGAUCCAGAUCAGGGCUUGAAUGGUCAGUUCAAGUGUAGACUCGGCUCUGACCAAGACUUCCAGCUCAACUUCCUCAAGUCUCUCGGUCAGUUGAACGUCUACCAGCUAAUCUCGGUACGGGAAGUAGACCGUGAAAUACGUUCAGAGCUCAGGACGACCCUACGAUGCGAAGACAACGGUAGUUCACGACAAACCUCGACCGAGAUGAUCAGCGUUUUCGUGACAGAUAUUAAUGACAAUCGUCCGAAAUUUACUAGUCAUCGAUACAGCUUUCAAGUGAGCAAUUAUGUUGAUUUUCUGGAGUUGCCCAUGCAAUUUUGUUUAACAGAUCGGUCGUCCUUCCACAACCCCGAUCCUACCCAAGACUUGUCAUACAAAGAGCUUUCUCCUUAG
Protopolystoma xenopodis is the source of this 1857-nucleotide messenger RNA. The record is from the annotation of a GenBank genome assembly. Lineage: Eukaryota; Metazoa; Platyhelminthes; Monogenea; Polystomatidea; Polystomatidae.